AUCGGGAAUUUCCUAAAUGAUUGUUAUGUCAGACAUUUUGUUUAACUGUAUACAAUUUACAAGUACGUUUGUUGUUGUUUUUUUUGUUUUUUUUUUUGCAUUCAAAUGAAAAUCUAACUGACGUCAUCAUGUCACGAGGGAGAUUAAAACCUAAUGAUUAUAAAUGCAUUCAAGACAAUUUUAUUUUUUUGAAGAAAGAGUUGGAAGCUAGACACCUUAUUGAUUUUUUAUUUCAACAUGGAGUAAUUUCAUUAGAAGAGAAAGAACACAUUGGGAUAAAAGAAAACAAAGAUGCCAGAAAUGAUUUAUUAUUAACAUUGAUACUCAAUGCUGGACCAGGUGAUGCAUUCAACUAUUUUCUGCUGUCGUUAGAAGAUCGAUACAGACAUGUCUUGACAAAAUUAAAAGGUCAUUCAUAUUCUGUACAACAACAGUUUCAUCAGGAGAAGAACGUGCUGCUAGAAAAAUUAGGUCACUCACAUUCUUUACUACAACAGUUUCAGCAGGAAAAGAACGUGCUUUUAAAUAAAUUAGACAACUUAACAUCACAAUUGCAAAUUAGUCAGGGAGAAGUAGAAAAGCUGGAACAUGAAAAAGCACAAAUCGAGAUGCAAAACACAAAAUUUCAAGAUGAAUUAGAUCAAGUUUGUGACUCCUGCAAACAAAAAAUAGAAAAAAAAAAGGCUAAACUAUGCGUGAUGGCUACAAGGACUGCAACGGAGAAGGCGCUUGCACUGCAUUCUUAUGCAGACUAUCAGGUCACAAAACUAAUUGUCAUCGGUGGAUUCUGGGAAAAAGAUGCAGGCGGUAUUACACAGAUGUUUGACUACGUGUACCAACAUGGCUAUGCAGGAGCCUGGAGUUGGGAUCUGAUGAGCAAUGGUGAUAGCCAGAGGGCGGCCAUUGCACACAUCAAAGAUUAUACUCACAAAGGACAAAUAUCUAUAGUUCUUCAAUAAAUUGGGGCCUAAUUGUGUCUAAAUGUGUUUCAGUCACCUAAGCAAUAAAAAUACCUUAUCAUUUUGAAUUAAUUGGCUUAAACACAAACCUUUUAAUGCAUUUUAAAUGAACUAACUUUGGUUUGUAUGUCUCAUAUUCAUUUUCUUACAAUAAAUGCGAAGGUUUCAUUUUAUGGUAAAACAAUUUAUUUUUAGCACCCUCCGAAAGGGGAAAAGAUGGUAUUAGUUUUGUGUGGAAUGUGUGUCCGUCCAUCAGUCCUUCUGUCCGUCCGUUCCUUAAGCUAGAAAAGAUAGUGAAAAUCAGAUAUUAUAAUAUUUUAGACCAUUCAAGUUCUGAUGCAACGUCUACUUUUUUCUUGUUUGAAAGCGAAAAAUCUAAUUUUUUAACUCACUUAUACAAGCAAUUGUUUCAUUAAAACACACCACAAUUACAACUAUUCACUAUUGAUUGUAACAAACAAUGGAGGCUCUUUAGUAUUGGAAAUGAAAAUGCACCACAUUUUAAACAUUUAAAAAAACUGUUUUAGAUUUUUUGUCAAUUUUUUUUUUACAUUUGUAUAGCUAAGUUAUGUAAGUUCUGUUAUUACAUUUACAAAACAAAAAUGUUUUUUUUUCUUAAAACAGAAAAACAAAUCUAUUUAAGAUACAUAUAAGUCCAUCCGUCCGUCCAGUUCUAACAUCAGAAACUAGAAAAGAAAAUUAAAUAGGAAAAAAUUAUAUUUUAGACCAUUCAAAGUUCUGAUGCAACGGCUACAAUUUUCUUUCCGAAAAGGGAACAAAUCAAUUUUUUAAAUUAAUUUUUCAAGAAGAUUUUUUUAUAAAAGUAUACCUCUUUUAAAUGAAAAACUUUACAGUAAGUAAGUUUUUUUUUUAAAUUACAUUUUUCUUCAUCAGUAACUCAAGUUUAAUUUAUAUAUUUUUUUUUAAUUAGGGGGAAGUAACGUUAGCUUCUAUCCAGUGUCUUGGUACUCUGCCCUGGUUAAGAGAUUCAUUUAAAAUUAUAUUUAACACUGGUGCUAGCUCAUUGCUUAAGUCUUUGAGUAACCUAGCUGGAAUACUAUUAAGUCCAGAUGCUUUAUUCGGUUUAAUUUUUGCAAAUAGUAUUUGUAUCUGAUUUUCUUGUACAUAUGUCUCAUAUGUUGUCUACUUGGUUUAAAAUUAAGUAAUAUGUCUUUGUCUCCUGGGGCUGAGAAAACUGAUGCAAAGUAUUUAUUUAGAAUGUUAGCUUUAAUUUCAUUUACAUUAUGUAUCUUUUCCUUUUAAUGGUGAUAGUAACGAGCGAUCAACAAUAACUUGUGGGGACACUACAUCUGCUACUGGUGCUGAGAUGACAGGAUGUACUUUAGUACGGCACUGUAUUUUCAACCACACAGAUGUUAGGGACGUCUUUUUUCACCCACACAGAUGUAUCAGGGUUGGCUCUGCAGAUGAUUUCGCUCAGUACUGGAUCAAUAAAGAUAGUGAAGCAUUGGCCUGAUUUUACGACCAGUAGAUGUUGUCCAAAUUUGAAGAUAAGAGACUAGGUUCAAAACGGUCACAUUCGUACACGGUGUGUACAUAUGUACACAAUACUUUAAUUAUUAUUUUGUUUUGCCAUUUAUCCAUUCUUCCGACUGAUCCAAGAAGCAUUACAAUCCAUGAGGUGUUGUUUUCAUGAUUUCUUGGCUUUUGUAAUCAAGCCUGUGUUUUAAUUUCCAGUAGGUCGGUAUAAUUAUUGAUAUUAUUCGUUUAAAAUAAUAACUAUUUGUAUUUUGCCAGAAUACUGAAUUCCCCCUCCCCUUUAUUCUCAAAUUUCAGUAUUAUUGUUUAUGAUACAAUACAAAAGGUCUUCAGAAAUUUGGUAUAUCUGCAGAUUAGUGCUUGUCUUCCAUCCAGAUUUGUCAUGCAUAGGUCCAUAUUAUGUUAAAGAAUUGUUCCAUUUCAAGUAUUUAGCAGAUUGUAGUUUGUUUAGUUUUUUGGUUGUAUUUUUGUUAUUGUCCAUGUUUAACCAACGAGCAUGAUUUAUUCUCUUAUGACGAAUUUGUACACAAUGCUCUUUGUUUGCCACGAUAUUUUUGUAUUAUUUGUUAAUAUAAAAUGUCAUUUUACAAUUUUGUCAA
Molecule: messenger RNA, 3058 nt
Organism: Biomphalaria glabrata
Lineage: Eukaryota; Metazoa; Mollusca; Gastropoda; Planorbidae
Exons: 10
Coding region: 129-959 (276 amino acids)
Biological process (GO): regulation of apoptotic process
Source: RefSeq, a predicted model, not a curated record